AUGGUGAGGCCGAGAGCAGACAAUUGGCCAAGUCAUCUACUGGAAGCCGAAGAGCAAAAGACCACUCGGCCGCCUACAAGACAAAGAUGGGUAGAUAGGGUCCAUAGAGACUUGGAUAUGCUGGGAAUUUUGAACAGCGAAGAACUAGUCACGGAUAGAGACAGAUGGAGGGAAGUAGUGGAUGCGGCGAAGGACCUGAAGGGUCUAUUUUAAGCAAAAAAAAAAAAAAAUAUAUAUUAAUUUCCUCAAAUUUGUUUAAAUAUUUUUGGUUUUAAAAAAUUAAGAUAAUUUAUCAGUUUUAUUUUAUUAAUCUAAAAAAAAAAAAAUUGGACUUUUUAUAUUUUUGAAUUUUAAAUACUUGUUUUUAGAUAUUUUAGAUCAUUUGAUCAAUAUUACUAAAAAGUGUACGCAAUAAUUUCAUGUUUUGAUGCAAACCUAAACUAGAUUAAAAUUGUCUAAUAAUAGAAUCAAUAUUUAAUCUUUUAAAUUAUAUAGAUAAAGCAUGAAUUCAAACUUAACUUAAACAACUUGAAAAACAAUUAAAAAAUGAAAAAACUUUUGGCGAGCGCAAAAUAAUUGAGACUGAUGACAAUUGUGUAACAUUAUCAGAAUCAUUUUCUCGAUCACAAUAUGUAAGUCAAGGUAAAAUAAAAAUUUUAAUUGAAUUGUUUUUAUUUUAUGGAUAUAAUCUAUAUAAUUUGAUAGUAUAGUUACUAUUUGCAGAUUAUAUAACUAAUUUUAUAUGAUUAUUAUUAUACAAUAUGCAGAAAUAGGUAUAUGCAUAGUUAAUUUUUUUUUUUUCAGAAAAGUUAGAUUCUAUAAUUACCGAGUUUGUAGUCCUGGGUAACCAAACAUUUUCAACUGUUGAAGAAGAAAAAUUUAGAUACUUUACUAGUAAAAGGGUCUAACAAGAAAACCGUUGAUGGCAGGGUUUGGAAUUUUUUUUUUUGUUUUAAACAUGCUUAAAACAAGAAAAAGUUAUUAUAAUUGACUUUGACAGGACAAUGGAAAAUUGCAAAUUGAAAAAAAAUAAGUAUUAGGUUAGGUUAGAAUGGGUUGCGUAAUAUUUUCAUACUUAAUACUCAAGUUAAUAAUGUAUGGUACUGGUUUAACUUAUUGUUAAAAAUUGUAAUAUUGAUUGUUAUUUGUUACUUAUGAACCUAUUUAUAAUCUUGUUAAUACUUUAGGGAAUUAAAGUAAACUGAAAUAACAAAAUUGUAUUAUAAUAUUUCAAAAAUGAAUUAAUCAAUGUUAGUUGAGUUUUUUUUAAAACCAAUUAAACCAAGGUACUGAUAAUACAAAACAGUCGAUAAUGUGAUUAUUAAUUUACUUAAAAAUAUAUCUACAAAAAAAAAUAAAAUAAAAAACAAAUAAUGUCUAAUGAUCUUAAAUAUGAUUGUGCCACUCUUGAUUUUUGGUUUGUCUACAAAAAAUAAGAUUUUAUUUACGUGAUCAAAUAUCAAUUAUAAUUAUUUAUGCUUAGUAAAUGUACAAGCAUAUCUUUUGAAAUGAUUGUUUAUAAAUGCUGACAGUUUUUUUUAUUUUAUUAAGAGGAGUUAUAUUAGUCACAGUUCAUUGAUUUGACUCUGUAUGGUUAGGUUAGGUUAGGUUAACCUCCUAACUCUGACUAAGUAUUGAACGAAAGUUUGCAGCUUUUGCUUAUGAGACUAAUUUUAGAGAUGGGUGUUAGAUAUUUGAAAAAUCUACAAAGAGAUCACUGCAAUACAUUUUAAAUCUGAAGGGUAUUACAUUAUUAAUUUAAAAGCACAAGACAUAAUUAUUGAUAAUCACUACUGCCAUCGUACAAAUUGAUUUCACCCGACACCAUUAUUGUUUUUACUGCAUAUAAUCUCUAUCCAACAUUCUGCGAUACUCAAACUGACACAUGAUCAUUUUCAUGUUCUCUCUUACAGUUUGGGGACACGAGGUACAAUAUUAAAACUGACUGUAUUCUAAAUUACAAUGGCCUAUCUACUUCUUUAUUAUCUAUACAUUUUCCAAAACCAUGAUCGCCAUGACUUACUAUUUAAACGUAUCACGAAGCUCGAUGUACCACUACAGUUAUUAAUUAGUUGAAUUACCUAAGCUAUAUGGUAUUUUUCCGACUCCACCCUUUGGAACAAAAAUUAAUAAAAAAUAAAUUCGAUGUAACGUUGCCUCGUCAUUUCCGAAACAUCAUGAAACAUAAUUAAAGAUUAGAUUUAAAAACUGCACAAAACAAUUUAGAAUGAACGGCAGUGGUUCAAUGGUAUCGCAAUUAGUGCAUGAACCGUUUAAAAUUCACGGUAAUUAAAAGCCUACUUUGGACGUUGAAAAUGAUACCUACAUGGAAAGUAUCGACAAAAAAAUUCAAAAAAUUUAAAAUUUAACCAAACUUAAUAAUAUGGGUUAUUAUCAUCAUAAUAUUUUAAUAUUUAGACAUACUUACAUAAAUUGUGUUUACAUCCAACUUCCAAGACGUAAUUCGCCGCGGUCAUAAAGAAAACGAUGUUAUGGCGGUUUUCCACUAAACGUACAAUUGAGUCUAUGUUGUGUUUGUAUUUCCUGAAAUCUGAUAAACGAUACAGCGAAAAGUAACAGUUUUGUUUUAUUCGACACGAGUUUGUAUUUUGUUUCAGUUUUGUCCGUUUAGUGGAAAACCGCCAUGAAGCAACAGGUCAGAAAGAACCCGGUGACCAAAAAAUGGCUGAAAUGAUGAAUGGCGUCGACGUGGCAUAG
Molecule: messenger RNA, 2718 nt
Organism: Cinara cedri
Lineage: Eukaryota; Metazoa; Arthropoda; Insecta; Hemiptera; Aphididae
Source: the annotation of a GenBank genome assembly